This is a messenger RNA of Ilex paraguariensis (yerba mate), 1350 nucleotides long. Lineage: Eukaryota; Viridiplantae; Streptophyta; Magnoliopsida; Aquifoliales; Aquifoliaceae. The record is from the annotation of a GenBank genome assembly.
AUGGUUCAAAAUCCAACCUUAACCCCCACAUGGGAGAACAUGAAAUACCCAUUGCUGUCAUCAGCUAACUUGUCUCCACGCCAUUUUAGCUCCUUAUUGCAAAGUUGCAUCAAAUCAAAAGCUCUAAAACCAUGCAAGCAAGUUCAUGGUAAAUUGUUAGCUUCUGGUGUUGAUAUGAACUCAUUGUCUUUGAAGUCUAGGCUUGUGGGUGUAUAUGCAAGUUGUGCGGAUUUGAUAUCUGCUGAGUUAAUCUUCCAAGAAACACAAAACGCAAAUGUUUUUGCGUUGAAUUGGAUGAUUUCAGCUAUGGCAUUUAAUGGGUACUAUGAACAGGCAAUUGGUGUUGGAAUGAUUGAGCAAUCACUUGUCCUGUUUGAUGCAAUGAAGUUAGAAGGUUUGAGACCGAAUGAUUUCACGUGGAAUGCGCUGAUAGCAGGGUAUGCUAGAAAAGGACUUUGUGAUGGAGCUUUUGCAUUGUUCUCUAGAAUGAGUGAAGAGGGUCUGCCUCCAGAUUUGGUUACUUGGAAUGCAAUGAUUUCAGGAUUAGUUCAAGGUCAAUGUGCUGUUGAAGCUCUGGAGGUGUUCCGGGACAUGUUGAUUGCCGGAAUUAAGCCUAACCAUGUGACUGUUACAGGGCUGCUUCCUGCAUGUGCAUUGAUGAAUUCAAUUCAAAUAGGGAAAGAAAUCCAUGGCCUCAUAUACAGGAUGGUUCUUUAUAUGAAUGUCUUUGUCACUAGCGCUCUUAUUGACAUAUACUCCAAAUGUGGAAGUGUUAAAGAUGCUCGGAAUGUGUUUAAUGAGAUUCCUAUUAAGAAUGUUGCAUCAUGGAAUGCUAUGAUAGGAUGUUAUGGGAAGCAUGGCCUGGUUGAUUGUGCGAUCCAACUGUUUGAGACGAUGCAAGAUAGGGAAAUGCAGGCAAAUCAAGUCACUUUAAUCUGUGUUCUUUCUGCUUGUAGCCAUGGUGGAUUAGUUGAGAAAGGUUUGACAAUUUUUAGGUGCAUGAGAGAAAUGUAUGGCAUUGAAGCCAGCAAGGAGCAUUAUGCUUGUGUCGUGGAUCUUCUGUGUCGUUCUGGAAGGGUGGAUGACGCUUAUAGUUUUGUGAAAGAAAUGCCAAUUAGAGUCACAGAUUCAAUUAUUGGGGCUUUCUUCAAUGGUGUAAAGUUCACAACAGAAGAUAUCUUGAGAAUGAAGUUGAAUAGGCCCGGGGGUCUUGUGACGCUGUCCAAUAUUCAUGCUUCUGAGGGAGAAUGGGAAGAGGUUGAGAAUGUAAGGAAGAUGAUGAAGGAGAAGGGAGUCCACAAGAACCUGGUUUCAGUUGGGUUGAGGAGAAGAACGAGUUCUCCGAAGUGA